This is a messenger RNA of Etheostoma cragini (Arkansas darter), 1370 nucleotides long. RefSeq names its product hemogen (gene hemgn). The transcript has 4 exons. Lineage: Eukaryota; Metazoa; Chordata; Actinopteri; Perciformes; Percidae. Bases 191 to 1033 code for a protein of 280 amino acids. The record is from RefSeq and is a predicted model, not a curated record.
CUCUCUCUCAAUGUGUUGUGCCAACUCCUCCAGCUUUACAAAUAUGAUAAGACCAAAGCUGCAAGAACUCUUCCAGCACUAUGGUAAUGGUUAACCAGAUAAUUCAUUUUGGGGUGGGAAUAGAAAACAGUCAAAAGUUAUCUGUCUUCUUUUCCGAGUUGAAUUCAUUCAUACAGUACCAGGACUCAGAAUGGAGGAGACAUUGCAACCAGAGAAGCAGGAGUCAGAAUAUAAAAAUCCAAAUGAGGACCAAGGUGGGAUGUGUCGCCGAUUGCGGGACAGGGAUCUUCUCAGGAAGAGAAAGGCUGAAGCAGAAGAGAAGGAGACUAAUCAGUGGGUUUUGGGGAUGGAGAGCCAGAGGAAAAGACCCAGGACUGAGAGUGGCAUGAAAAGGAGAGGGAGGCCCAAGAAGAGUGAGCUCACGCCCCAGAUAUCUGUCAUUCAGGAGGAGCCAGCAGUGCCUCAGGAAGCUCCUACAGUGGUGGGGGUGGGGCCUGAACCUGCCGAGGUCAUCCCAGAUCAAACCCCAGGCUCUCUAUCCCCCUUACUUGCUCCGGAACCCCAACCAUCAUCUGUCCUAGCUGGCCCUGAACUUCUGCCAGUGUUUGGAUCCAUCAAAAGCCCUGUCUUUGGUCCUGCUCUGACUUCUCCAUCUCAAAUUUAUCCGACUCCAGUCCUUUUUUCACCCUCAGCUCCUGCUCCAUCUACCGCCAAAGCUCCAAUCCCUGUCAAAGAUUUGGCUCCAGCUCCAGUAGCUGUCCCACUCCUAGCCCUGACCCAAGCCCCUGUUCCAGCUGCAGCUCCUCCUCAAGUGGAGACCUCCUUCACAGAGUCACAAAGCAGGGAGGCCUUAAACCUGAUUGAGGACUUGGGCCCAGAUGAGGAGGAAGACGUCUCUCCGUGUCUGGACAAAAGAUCUGAUGAAGAUUUGAUUGAGACACCGUUGAUCAAUGUACCUGAACAGAACAUUCAAAUUCCAAAGAUGUCCUUGACGCCUCCUCCACAAAAAUAUUUCCCAGGAAAUUUGUUCUAAUUUUCUAUACCACAUUUCUCAGAUACUGCGUCAACUCAGAAUACAACCAUUUAGUUUGUAUCAGAGUAUUAUUUUGGUUAGUGUACAACCUGUUGGGUGAAGAGAACCAACACAUUCAGCCUAUGCAUUGCUUAUUUGACAACUGAAUGAAUUCAAACCAAACCUGUUUUUAUGCCUAUUUAUUCUGGUUUGUGCUUUACUUUGAAGCUCAUUAAUGCUAUUGUGCAUUUAGUAAACAGCAAAUCUGCCAAUAGUAAAUGGUAUGUAUUUGUAAUUAUGGGUUUAUUUGAAUUUUUUUAAAGUGUUUUUUCACCUAAUAAAAUACACCGCUUACCAU